AUGGCUGAGGAUCGGAAAGAUGAUGAGGCCACCAUCAAGGUCGCGUCCAAGAAGAACACGGGCAAGGGCAAAUUUGGAGGCUUCAAGCUGAAGGAGAAGAUUCCCAAGCUGAAGGAUGGUGGCAGCCAGGAUGGCAAUGUGCUUGAAGACAAGAAGAGCAAGGCAAGCGCCAACGCCACGGCCAACACCGCGCUAUCACCGAGCGAACCGUUCCACGAACUCGAUGAACUUCCCCGCGAAACCUUCACCAAGGGCUAUCCCAUGGUCGAUGCCCCGGCCUUGACAUCGUGCAAGUGGUGCAAGAAGAGCAUUCUCAUGACGACUGCUGUUGAACACAUAAACGGCUGUCUGAAGAUCAAGAAGGAGAAGGCAAACCGGAAAAAGGCCGCACGAGAGGCCAGAGAGCGCGCGAAGGAGGCCGCGCUGAGAGAGGAACGAGAGCGCAGGGCAGAAGAAGAGGGAAUCACGCUCGGCGCAGACGGCGACAGCGGCGAUGACGACGACGAUGGGGAGAAGGUCCCUGGUAAAACAACCAAGAAGGUCGCCGGCAAGAAGACGGGAGAAGGCGGUCCUUCGGGCAAGAAGAGGAAGGCUGAGGGCGAGGCGGAUAAGGGCCCGAAACAAAAGAAGAAGAAGGACGAGCCUAAGCCCAAGACAAAACCCAAAGAGGCUGCUCUCGACGCGAACGCCCCGAUCGAGGAAGACGACGACCCCAACGCUGGCCCUGUUGACAGUGACGAAGAAACGGCGGCUGUCAUGGCCGCUCUCGCCAAAUGGAACCCACAGCCUGUUGUGGCCCAGCCGGUGUUCAACACCAUCCGGCGCGAGUAUCAAAUUAACCGGCUGCAACAACAGCUCGCAGCCGCCACCGACGGUGGGCGCAAGAACAUCUUCAAAGUCAGUGGCUACGGGGCUCAACGCCUGCCGCCGGGUCACACAGGUCACCGCCCUCCAAUUCCUGUCAUGCCUGUAUUAGACCAAGAGGACGCUCCCGGUGAGGAGGAAGAUGAUGUCCCAAACAUGCCAGGCAGCGCGACCUUCGCACCAAUGCAGGCUCAGAGACAAGUAUCCGUUGGUGGUCCGGCCUAG
Messenger RNA from Diaporthe citri, 1089 nucleotides. RefSeq lists its product as uncharacterized. The transcript is spliced from 4 exons. Gene Ontology annotation, biological process: regulation of transcription by RNA polymerase II; regulatory ncRNA-mediated heterochromatin formation; RITS complex assembly. Lineage: Eukaryota; Fungi; Ascomycota; Sordariomycetes; Diaporthales; Diaporthaceae. Bases 1 to 1089 code for a protein of 362 amino acids. The record is from RefSeq and is a predicted model, not a curated record. Gene Ontology annotation, cellular component: SAGA complex.